GAUGAGGACAGACGACGAAAGAAUGCCGUCGACGACAGAAGCUGGAGAGAAGUGGGGACUCUGGGCUGGGACGGCGGUGAUCGUCGAAAGCAGACAGACUCGAGUGGCCAUCUCGAGGUAGCCUUUUCGUCGGCCCGACCCAGCCCAGAGCAUCGACGGGGAAGGGGAGGAAGGUGGGCAUGCCAGGCGGCAGCCAGCUUUGACUGGGUUGGAGUUGGAGUGAAGGAAGAGGUAGCGAGGGAGCGAGGGUCGUCCGACGCAUAGGGACGGAGGGCGAGGUGCAGUUGACGGACUGGGGGUUGGCGAAUCUGUUGAACCAGAGGCGAAUUGAUUUGCUUUUGUACGACGAGUGUGCAGGGCACUGAGAAUUAAGAUCGAUAGUGGUCCGGAAGCACAAUUGUUGGUGCGUUGUUUUCCGUCGCCGGGAUUGUGGGAGGUGGAGCAGUUGGAACAGACCGAUCGAAUUGGUUACGAUGGUUGGGUUGGAGAUGAACGAUCGGAAGAAGAUCGGGAUCGGACUCACCGGUUUUGGUGUUUUGUUCUCAUUUCUCGGUAUAAUUUUCUUCUUCGACAAAGGUCUUCUUGCAAUGGGAAAUAUACUCUUCAUAGCCGGUGUAACCCUCACAAUCGGGUGGAAAUCAACGAUUUCUUUCUUUCUUAAACCUCGUAACUACAAGGGUUCUAUUUCCUUCCUUGUUGGUUUUUGUCUAGUGCUUCUGGGAUGGGCUAUAUUGGGGAUGAUAGUCGAGGCCUACGGCUUCAUCGUCCUUUUCAGUGGUUUUUGGCCCACAGUCGUCGUUUUUCUCGGUAGGAUACCUGUGCUGGGCUGGUUGAUCAACACUCCUUUUCUUCUAGCGUUUUUUGACCGUUUCCGAGAGCGAAGGGUGCCAGUUUGAUGAAAAUACACCUUCGCACUACAUUGUGCAGUUAUUUUUCAUGAGCUAGAGCUUCACGUUCAAUCAUUUCUUCAUAUCACUCGUAUCUGCAAAAGUGCCCAAGAGCAGGAUUAGAAACUUGUUGUAGGUAGAUACAGCCACCAACAUGAUUCUAAGCUCACAACGCGUAGAAGAUAAUGUACAGUUCAAGAGAGGAGUGCAGUGGCUCGUAUGGUUUGCUUAUUCAAGAGACAAAGCUCCGGCUUCCUCAAGGUUCGGUGAGCAUGCUCGACUGUCCCCUAGAUUGGGAGAUAACGCAAGAAAAGAUAUGCCCAUGUGAAGGCAAGUAUCAUCCUAUCGAGCCACAUUCGAAGACCAGUACAUGUGACCACUCAUGGCCAAAUUACUUCUCUUUGUCGGUUUUUAGGAAUCAGGAAGCUAAUAACACCCGACACAAACGCCAGCGGAACAGGAAAGUGAUUUUACCGUAGUUACGAAUGUUGCCAUCAGUUUGUCUUAGUCUUUGCAUGAGGUGGCGUCUCUUUUUGGUGAUCCUAUUCAUGGUGGCAUAGCUUCCGAGCACGACUCAGAUUUUUGUUUCUGUCAAAUCUGGUCUCUUCGCAGUAGAGUAUAAACAGGAAUGUUGUCCAGCCUAUUGGUUUAUAUGAAGGGUUGGAAUAAAUGGAGUUCACUUCCACUUAUUCCUGCAUUCGGGCUAAACUCGCCCUCACCCAGAAUUCCAAAAGUGUUUGACAUUACUUAGACUAGGGCGUAGUGCCUGAAUUUAACGUGUGUUACACUAGAUCUCACGAUUAGUUCGCAGAGUACACAGUGAGGCGGUCACAGUGGCUACUAGUGGGCUCCGCAUUCAUUAUAAUUCAACUCAAAUUGAUUCUAACGAGCGAAAUUAACAUGUAC
This is a messenger RNA of Marchantia polymorpha subsp. ruderalis, 1793 nucleotides long. NCBI's taxonomy places the organism in Eukaryota, Viridiplantae, Streptophyta, Marchantiopsida, Marchantiales, Marchantiaceae. The record is from the annotation of a GenBank genome assembly.